Messenger RNA from Monosiga brevicollis MX1, 804 nucleotides. RefSeq lists its product as uncharacterized. The coding region runs from base 1 to 804 and encodes 267 amino acids. The record is from RefSeq and is a predicted model, not a curated record. The transcript has 4 exons. Lineage: Eukaryota; Choanoflagellata; Craspedida; Salpingoecidae.
AUGGAUGCGGCAGCCCUGGUGGCUGGCCCUGGCAUACACCGCCUCCAGUGUCCGCCCACAACCUUCCAAUCCGACCACGACUGCCUCAUCCACAGCAAGUCAGCCGACAAGCACGCCUCGUCCCGUGCAGACCACACAGGCAACUCGCGCACAGCCUCUGAACAAUGGGCCCUUGUCUUCCAAUCUUCCACAGCCGGGCACCGGUCGCUCACCAAUGUGCCACCUCCGCGCUCUUGUCAGCGUCGCAAAGCCAAUCGACCGCAACACGUGACCCACCUCCUGCAAGAACAGUUGCACGAGGACCUUUUUGAUUGGGAUAACCCCGAAGGCGCAGCUGAAACGCUGCUACAUCAAGACGUGACGCUGGCCCUUCUUGAUGGGCUGCUUGGAAGCGGUACGGGCUUCUCUGUCAGGGGCCGUUUUGCCAACAGCAUCCUCGAAUUCAAACUUGAAACUAUGAUUUUCCGUCUGACCGGUUGGUAUUCACGUGCUCUAGACUUUGUGGGCGAGGAGACGCACGCUUCGACCUCGCCGCCGACACGAGCACCUCCAGGUGCGUAUGAUGUUUCAUUGCCGACCGCUUCAAUCAAGAGUCAUGUGCGCACGCUUAUCCAUGUCAGCAUACCCACCCGAACCAACGCUCUGCAGAUGCACAGAACCAUGAAGCAGCCGGAACUGCAGCAGCAAACCCACAAGCCUAUGCAACUUCAUCGACCGAGCCGCAACAUGAACAAGAAUUUGAUAUUGAAGCUGCCCUGGAGAUCGCGAGCAAGUCUUCGUGACAUCAAGUAUCACCUGUGCUGA